AAAACAUGGCGUACCAAGGCGGCUCGGGCGGCGUUGGUGGCGGCGGCGGCGCUGGAGGAGGCGGAGGAGGAGGCGGGAACUUCAUGUUUCCUGUUGGAGGAAUGGGAUCAACACAAGGCCCAGGUGUAGGGCCUGGCUUGCAGCCAUCACAAGGAGGAGGCUAUAUGAUGCCUCCAGGUGUGCAGAUGCAGGCAGGCAUGAUGGGAGGAAUGGGAAUGGCCUACGGGGGACAAAUGGCCUCGCAUAUGUCCCCGCAAGGAGCUGUAUGCAUGCAGGGUGGGAUUCCCAUGGGCAUGGUCCAGUCUGGAGGCAUGCAGUUCCUUGCCCAGCAGCAGCAACCCUUUUAUCAAAUCCGGUCAUCUCAGCCCACUUAUGCCGUGAGCCAACAGAAGCUGGCAGAGGAGCAGCAACGGAUGAUGAAAGAACAAAGAAAGAGGGAAGAACAGGAUAGGAAGAGAAGACAGUUUGAAGAGCAGAAACACAAAUUGCGGCUGAUGAGCAGCUCCAAGCUCAAGGCAGUUGACAAGCGUGAUGAUGCCUUGGAGGCCAUAAUGGGCAACAUUGCCGGCUUCACGCGGCAGGCAAAAAUCCAGCACCCUUCUACACCUCACAAGACCGAUGUUCCCAAGCAGCCUCAACCCUCACACCCUCCAGCCUCCAGCCCUGGUCGCCCAUCCCAGAUUCUUAUCCCCUCCCAGAACCCUGCCCCGUCCUCAGCAUUUGGUGGUGGCACUUCUAUGCAUGGUUCCUUCCCUUCUCACUUUUCCACCUCAUUACCGCCUCCUAAGGCAGUUUCUCUGGCACCAGCUGCUACAGGGGAUUUCGCAGAUUUCUUACCGGGCCCUAUCGCUUCCAUCCCGACCAUGUCUGCCGAGACUUCCAUCCAUUAUCCCAGCCACGAUGUCCCUGCGGUCUCUGACGCUUCUUUGCCACCUCCCUCCUCAACCCAAUCCUAUAGUCUCAGUGCUUCUUCACAUUCCUUUAACGAUUCCAAUCGCCCAAUAUCAGCACCACCUUCUAUACACCCCACUGCCCAAGCAGUGCCAACAUCAGUAGCUCCAAGCUUUUCAACGCAGGACACCCUACAACCUUUGCUACCUGCCUGGCUGUUCAGUGACAGCCUAGUUCCCGACGUGUACAGAAAAGUGCUGGAGAGCAGUAUGUGUCCAGCGGGAAUCGACACAUCGAAGCUGUACCCAAUCCUGUUGUCGUCUGGGCUUCCUCGUGAAACGCUGGGUCACAUAUGGGCCCUGGCCAACCGUACUUUGCCUGGGCAGCUUUCCAAAGAAGAGCUGUACAUGGUGCUAGCCCUCGUCGCGAUUUCUCAGAGAGGGGCAUCUAUGGUCAGUUUGGAGAGUCUGGGCCAAUUCCCAACACCGCCUGUCCCAACGCUCAACAUCCCAGCCUCCACAGGAAUGCAGGCCACUCCCAGCCCAGCUCACGCGAGUGUCUCCUCUACACAAGGCUUGACUCCACAGCUGGUCCCCAUCACUGGCCGGUCAAUGAGUGGAGGGACCGCCUUGACCCUCUCGGCCACACACAGCCCCGCUCACAUGUCCGUCGGUGCCAGCGGUCCCCUUCCCAACUCCUCAACAAUGUCUUCUGCCCCUUCGGUCAUUGGUUCCUUUGCUGGCAUGCAGGUUACUUCCACUGAGAUUGAUGAUUUCCAGGAUUUCCAGUCCGCUUCAGCUUUAUCCCCUGAAGGAUUCGGAGACUUCCAGGCAGCUGGACCCCAGAUACCAGCAGAUACUCGGGCAUCCUGGGCCACCCCGAUGGUACCCAGCUCAGUGCCUGCGUCAGCAGUCCCCGUGCUGUCAGGCUCUGACAAGUACGCCGUGUUCCGCGAGAUAGAAGACAGCCCCAAAGAGGUGCCUGAACCCCCUCCAGACCCGUCAGAUAAAUACAGCGUUUUCCGCUCCCUGGAGGCUUCAGCAGCUGCAGCGAAUGCAAUUGUAGCGUCAGGUGAAGACCCGGUUGUGACAGCAGUGCCCACUGCCAAUUCAGAAGACUUUGCCGAUUUCCAUGGCGCUGUAGAUGCCCCUCCUUCAUCCAUCAAUCCUCCACCAUCGAGGAUAACGCCAGCCGCGGUCUCGGCUGCGAAGGGUGGCAGCCUGACCGCUGACUGCUUCCAAGAGUCACCGCCCACAAGACCAGUGUGGGAUGCACCACAAAUGUCAGGUUUUUCCACUUUUCCCCCUAGUCAGGUGACACAUUCUGCUAGUGGUGUUGGACAUCGUUCGGACACUGCCACGCCCCCUCUUAUAUCCGAAGUGAAAGACGGUUCCACCAAGGCGUCGAGCGAUGGUUUUGCCGACUUCACGUCUUUUUCUGCCUUUCGCGGAAAUGAACAAAUUCAGGAGGAAAGUCCGUUCGCAGCUUUUAAAGAUUUCCGGGAGGUGCUUCCCAGGCAGGGUGAAGCUGAAGACAAGUAUAGCAUUUUCAGGCAGCUCGCCCAGGACACACCUCAAUCUGUGGAGGACCCAACUAAAGGGUCACUCGGCAUUGCCAUGGUGGGCAGUGAAGAAUACGAAUUUUCAGACAUGCAGGGUCCACUGCCUGAUGCCACACAGUCCAGCAAGCCGUUCGGAACUCCGGUGGCAUUGCGUUUCAACAUGCGGGAGGACACCGGCUCCGUGAAGUCUCUGGAGCUGCCGUCGGUGGGACGUGACGACUCUGACGACGCUUUGUCCGUCUCGUCGGCGGCCGCGGUGGCACCUGCCACGUCCUCUGCCCCCGCGCUGGUUGGAGGCGGCAGCAUGGCGCGUCUGUGCCUGCGGGAGGACAGCGGUUCGGUGAAGUCGCUGGAGCUGCCGCCAUUGGCGGGUGUCCUGACCGGGCGCGACGACUCGGAUGACGUGGCCUCCCUGUCGUCUUCCGAGCCCCGUGCGUCAGGCUCACUGGCUGACCUGCGCCACGUGACGUCGGACAGCUCGCUCGACCUGCCAGCCACGGUCAACCCCGGCCAGCAGCUGCAGAGUUCAACGGAUCUGGAGGAGAUGCGGUUUGAUCCGUUUGGGAGCUUUGGCGGUGAAUCGUCUGGGACCAGCAGCCUGACUGGCUAUGACUGGUCUGAGCACCAGGAUGUGACCACACACAGCCGGCACAAGACGCACGCACAAAAAAUUGAGCGACCCGAGGGGCGGAAGGCUCAGCCUCAGUUUUUUAUGGGGGCAGAGAAGCCCACGCGCACUGGCGUGGCGCUGCAUACCGCCAGCAGCAAUGAGAGCCUCCCAUCAGCGUGUGGCGCUGGAGAGACGGUGACCGUCACGGAACCAGUCGGUGCUGAGGAUGAGUUUGGAGACUUUGCGAGCACGCAGGAAGGCAAGAAGGCAGGUGCCCCUACUACUCAGCUGGAGGAUGGCGUGAAGGAGGAAGGCCGCCGCGCCAGCAGAUUUGACUUCCUGGCUGUUGCCGGUCAGUCCCGCGUGCGGUCAAGCGAGGAGAUGAUCCGUAGCGAGCUGGAGACCUUCGACCUGGCUGUGCAAGCUGGUGCCACACACAAGCGCAGCCUGAGUCUGGAUGAGAAGGAAGGGCAUAUCCCAGCUGCCCCUGAGCCACAGCCGAUGCCACGCGAACGCUCCAACACCCUCAGUGAAAAACCAGCGUUUCCCAUCAUCCGCGACAAAUACAAGGACCUCACAGGGGAGGUGGAGGAGAGUGAACGUUACGCAUACGAGUGGCGACGGUGCCUUAAGAGUGCGAAAGAGGUGAUUAAGAAGGCCAACACUGUGCUGAAUGGCAUCAGCAGUUCUGCAGUGUGCACUGAAGUCAUCCAGUCUGAGCAAGGCAUGGAGUAUCUGACAGGCGUUGUGGAAGUUUACCGCGUCGCCAAGCGGGUCGAGCUUGGCAUCAAGGCGGCGGCGGUGUGCAGCGGGGAGCUGCAGGGCCUUCUCAAGGAGAUCGAGCUGGUGUGGCACAACCUCAUGGCUUUUCUGUCCUUGAGUACCGCCACGCCAGACGAAAGCGCGUUGGACUUCUCAUCCUGCGUUCUGAGGGCGGGGACGAGGAAUGCUAAGCAACUGGCAUGUGGCGUGUGCCUGCUCAAUGUAGAGGCUCGCAGCAAGGCAUUUGAUGCCGAGUUGGACAGCUACAAGCUGGUGUAUGGGGGCCACCAGUACCACGCCAGUUGCGCCAACUUCUGGAUCAACUGCGUGGAGCCCAAACCACCCGGACUGAGCCUUCCCGAGUUGCUGUGACAGCAGCGGCGGCGGCGGCCGCCUUCGGUCAAAACGGCAGCUGUGCAGGCGCUGCUGGUGCCCUGCAAGGUCUUGUUACGAAGGUCACUUGUACGUCCGUGCGAUUGGUGCAAUAGCAAUAAUUGGGAAUAGAGCACAUAACUGUGUAUACGCGCACACACACAGAUACUAAUCGGUAUGAAAUGCUGUUUUCACGCAUUUUAAACGGCGUAAUACAAAACGUAAAAAUGUAUGAUAUAUAGCAGUGUGCAAGCACACGAUAAGUAAUCUGCUGUGUUUGCACCCAGUGACGAGUACACAGAAACAAACACAGAUGUUCAUAAGUCUCGUGUUCCCCACUGAAAUGCAGGAAUUGUUUUUGAUCUUUUGCAUUUUAUUCCCGUCGCUGGCAAUCUCUGCUUAAAUUGCGAUGUAUUUGUGUUUGUUUUUUUUGGUCAUGGCAAAAUUGUUGGUUUUGCUUAUUAUGGUUAUCCCAAUCAUGAGGUUGUGCUUUUCUCCAGCCAUGUGUGCACUAUUGAAGGUACAAUGUAAAAUAUGCCUUCUCUCUGACUGAACGGAGUGUUACGCGUCAUUGUUCUUAAUAUUUGCCAUCAAAGAUAUUUUUAGACAUUUCACAAGAGCAUUGUAUUGUGUGCUACAUCAAUGAUACUGUCCACAUUUUUUAAGGAUCAAACAGCCUUUACAGACAAUCGUUGGCUUUAAGUAGCUACGCUGGAUGAAUGUUUUGAGAGAAGAAACAUUCAGAAAAGCCAAAUUAACGAUAUAAAAAAAUGAAUUGCACCCAUCUUGGUUCACUGUGCGUAUUUGUAUAUCUGUAAAAUUAUAAUAUACUUGCAUUAUUUUUCUGAGAAUUUAGUCCAGUAGUGUGUAUUCUGACGUGUCUGAUGUAUUGUGUUUCUCGAUAUUUUAAGCUUUAUAUUUUGGCCUCAUUAAAUAUAGACCAAAUUUUAUCGACACCGCGCACCACACUGCAUUAUCAGUUGCAUCUUUAUAAGAGCGACCAUAUUUAUGUAAAUAUUGGUAUGUUAUAAAUAGUUCUGCAUUAACAUCAGCACAUUGCGGCAGUAAGGUUGGUUGAUAUGUUUAUUUGUAAGGUGUGUGCUUACUUGAACGUGUAUGUAUAGUCCUUGACUGCCGUAUAUUACGGUUUUCAUUUUAUGACAUUCCGUGAAUCGUACUGUGAUGCGUUUUCAUCUCUCUAAAAGAAUUUGUUUUGGUCCACAGCUGUGAAUGUGUUACCUCUGCUUUAGGAAUCUUCAAAUAAAUGGGUGUUUGAUGGUA
This is a messenger RNA of Lethenteron reissneri (Far Eastern brook lamprey), 5477 nucleotides long. RefSeq names its product synergin gamma (gene SYNRG). NCBI's taxonomy places the organism in Eukaryota, Metazoa, Chordata, Hyperoartia, Petromyzontiformes, Petromyzontidae. The record is from RefSeq and is a predicted model, not a curated record. Gene Ontology annotation, cellular component: clathrin coat of trans-Golgi network vesicle. Gene Ontology annotation, molecular function: protein binding.